GGCUAUCCACUUGUUAUUUUCUACGGCUCUCAAACAGGUACAGCGGAAGGUUUUGCACAACAUAUUGCGAAAGAAUGUCAACAGAAAUUUGGAUUGAGCACCCUGGUGGCUGAAUUGGACCAACAUGAUAUGACCUCCUUGGAUAAACUACCUUCCCAAACGAUCGCAGUUUUCAUUAUUGCCUCUUACGGCGAGGGCGAGCCCACAGACAAUGCUGUCAAGUUCUUUGAUCUCUUACAAACACGUUCGUUUUCUUCCGUCAACAGUUACGAAAGCAACAGCAAUGAUAAGCCUCUCGCCAACCUCAACUAUUGUCUUUUCGGCUUGGGAAACAGCUCCUAUCCCAUUUUCAAUGGUGCUUCAAAAACAUGUGAUAAGCGUUUGACGCAAUUAGGCGCUCGUCGUUUAGGUGAUGUGGGGUUGGGUGACGAUAAUAACACCAUGGAAGAGGAUUUCAGUCAAUGGAAAGAGAAGACGCUCUGGCCGCAACUCAAAAAGCACUUGAAUGUACAAGAACGCACUAGCCCUACUGACGUCUUGACGACGACGUAUCAUGUCAACGAAGUGGAAUAUCCUGCCCGUGGUCAAAAGGUGUAUCACGGCGAAUUAAGCAUGACGACCGCCCCACCAUCCACCGAUUACAAUGCCUCCCAUCCAUGCCUUGCCCCUGUCAGGAUCCGCCGUCUGUUUCCCCAUGCCGCCGAUUUCGACGACGAUGAACGUCAUUACAUGCACAUUGACUUUGAUUUGCAAGGCACGGGUAUGACUUAUCAAGCAGGCGACCAUUUAGCGAUGUGGCCUGUCAACAUAGAAGACAUGGUCCGCCGAACAGCCGGCAUGUUUGGCCUGCACAACAAAUUAGACACCGUGUUUGAUAUACCUCGCGGCGAUAACGACAAACUACCUUUCCCUGUGCCUACCACUUUUCAUGCCGCAUUAAGACAUUAUCUCGACAUUUCCAAAAUACCCAGUCGUCAAGUGCUCGCCUCGCUUAUUCCGUUUGCUCCCUCUGAGAAAGCCAGACAGUAUCUGGAAGAAUUAACGCGUGAUGUGGCUCACUAUACAUCCGCUGUGGUGGAUGCUCGUCUGACGCUGGUGGAUGUGCUGGCACUCUCCAUCGGUGGUGACGACGAUGACGACGACGAUGACGACGACGACGACAACGAUGAGCAGCGACUGCGUUUUGCUCACGUUCCCUUUGCCAUGCUCAUUGAUAUUUUUGGACGACUUCAGCCCCGUUUCUAUUCCAUCUGUUCCUCUCCAUCCGAAUCACCCCACACGGCGUCUGUCACUUGUGUGACACUCAAAUACCAGCCCACGGGGGUGGGCGAGGGGGAGCCAGGGCGUACGGUGUAUGGCAUCAAUACCAAUUUCUUGUGGCAUAUGCAUGAGAUGAAACAGACGGGCCAAUCCACGCUUCCGAUUUCCUAUGCUUUGCCCAGAGAGCAACGAUUGCCCAUGUAUAUCCGAUGUGCCAGCAGCUUCAAGAUGCCAGACGAUCUCUCGGUACCGAUGAUCAUGGUAGGCCCCGGUACAGGGGUGGCUCCUUUCCGUGGGUUUGUGCGUGAACGUGUCUAUAGGAAAGAGCAACAGCGUGCGCGUCGCAUCGGCACCACCCUCUUAUUUUACGGUUGUCGCCGAUCGGAUCUCGACUUUUUGUACAAGGACGAAUGGCCCGGCCUCUUUGAUCGCUUGGGCGCCCCCUCUCGGUUGAUUACGGCUUUCUCUCGAGAAAGAGAGCAGGAAAAGACGUAUGUGCAGCAUCGUUUGGAAGAAGAGGGGCAAGAGGUCUGGGAUUUAAUUCACACACAGGGCGCUUAUUUCUAUGUCUGUGGCGAUGCCAAUCGAAUGGCUCGCGAUGUGUAUCAGACGUUAGUUCAACUCGCCCAAGUGUACGGCGGAUUGGACAAAGACACGGCUACUCACUAUCUCAAUGACUUGAGAACAUCGUCUAGAUACCAAGAAGAUGUUUGGGCUUAA
Mycotypha africana is the source of this 1980-nucleotide messenger RNA. RefSeq lists its product as uncharacterized. Gene Ontology annotation, cellular component: cytosol. Gene Ontology annotation, molecular function: NADPH-hemoprotein reductase activity; flavin adenine dinucleotide binding; FMN binding. The annotation marks the transcript as partial. The transcript has a single exon. The record is from RefSeq and is a predicted model, not a curated record. NCBI's taxonomy places the organism in Eukaryota, Fungi, Mucoromycota, Mucoromycetes, Mucorales, Mycotyphaceae.